AUGAAGUUCACUUCUGGCUCCCUCAUGGGCCUUUGCCUCCUCGGCCUCAAGGUCACUGGUGUGCUUUCCGCCGCUCUCGAGGCCAACGUCAACGCCGGCUUGGCCCGCGAUGUUGCCGCGAACUACGCCGCUCUGGAGGCCGAGUGCGGUGAUCUUGGCGUCAUGGCUGUCCCUGAGGGCACCGACCCCAAGGACGUCCGUCACUGCGCUGAGCACCCCGAGGGCCGCAAUCGCUACCCUUCCAUCGACACCUCGACUGAUCCCGAGGAGCCCCACAAGCUCAACGUCGUGGUUCGCGCCCCCGAGGCCGUGUCCGAGUCCGGCUCUUCUUCCGCCGAGGAGCUCUUCGGCCGCGACACCUUGGUCUGCAACAGCGACAAGUCUCCGUUCAACUGCAGCCAUGGAGGAUACUGCUGGCGCGAGUGUGGCUGGAAGAACGGCCCGUGGUGCUGGUUGGCUGGAGGCAAUGGAUCGGGCCCGUGGAUGCGUUGCCGCCAGAUGCGCGACUGCGACUACAACCGUGGCGGCAACUGCUGCGUCGGUGCCGGCUCUUGCGGCUGCGACUGCCGCAACAAGUAG
Parastagonospora nodorum SN15 is the source of this 579-nucleotide messenger RNA. RefSeq lists its product as hypothetical. The record is from RefSeq and is a predicted model, not a curated record. NCBI's taxonomy places the organism in Eukaryota, Fungi, Ascomycota, Dothideomycetes, Pleosporales, Phaeosphaeriaceae. The coding region runs from base 1 to 579 and encodes 192 amino acids. The transcript is spliced from 2 exons.